CUUCGACAUCGUCAUCCGUUCCGUGCCCGUGGCGCUGCCUCGCCUCGCCCACAGACACCGCAACCCCCUCCGGAGGCCUGCCAGCCCUACCGCCGUCUGCUACCCCCCACGCGGCACUUGGUUAUUGUUUUUUUUUUCCUUUUUUGCAUCGGGGAUUCGACUCGACGGCCUCGAGGCACCCGACCAAGGCGGCGGCAGCAGCAGCAGCAGCAGCCGCGGCAGCAGCAGGUGAUUCCUCAGAACCCAGCCUCUGGCCGCCACCUCCACCCGCGUAUGGUCGCCACAGACAUCUCAACCUGCAGCCUCGCCGCCAACCUCACCUUCGCGAUACAUGACCAGCCCGCAUCGUCGCGCCGCCGCUGUCAAUGUGCCCGUCCAUCGACCAGCACCCGCCGAGCUGAGCUCUGCCUGUGUCGCGACGACGACGACGACGACGACGACAACGCUUGCGCAUAGCGGGGUUUCUUGUCGCCUUGGACCGCCCGCGCCCGCCCCCGUCAGCCGCCGCGCUCACGUCGUCUCCCCAGCGCGCCCAACCGUCCGUCCCUCCGUCGCAAUCGCCGUCAACCACCAUCGCCCGCCAUGUCCUUUCGCGGCGACAACCAGCGCCGCUACGGCAGCGUGCCGCCCGUCCAGUACCCGGUCGCUGGGGACCAGCAAGGCGUCGGCCGGCGCCCCAGCUUCAACACGGGCGACGACUCGGCCUACCUCGCAAGACAGCCCGCCCACGACCCUCCCGUCGCCGUCCCCGCGCCCGUCUCGACUGGCGCCCAGCCGGCCACCGAGGAUGAGCUCUUCCUGACCAGCCCGUCCUCCAACUCUGGCUCUUCGUUUGCCCGCUCACAGUUUGGUUCCACCAGCAGCGCAUUGUCCGGCUUCCAGCAUCACUACCAGCACCAAGACACGACGCCUUCAACUCCGGGCUCACAGACCACCAGCUACAACCCCCAGACCUUUGCCCAUCAAUCCGCUGCCGGCUUCCAGCGCUCCCAGUCCACCAACCUCCCCUACCAUCAUGCUGCCACCAGCCCGCGAUAUUCCAACUCCAACGCCGCCGCCGCCGCUUCCUCCUCCUACAACACGUCCCCCGUCGCCAACUUCACCCCGCAGGCGUACAACCCCGCCGCCUAUGCCAGCACGCAUGCGCCCCAACGGCACCCUACAUAUCACGGCUACGGCCAGGAGCACGGAUACGGCGCCUCGGUCGGGUCUGGCGCUGCGCCAACCUACAGCCAGUCCCCUGCUGCGACGUACGCAGCGUCCUUCCAGCAGCCCGUGCGCGCGUCCGCCGUCCAGCAGCAGCCCAUGCCCACGAGCCCUUCGUCCUACGCUGCUCCCGGCUCCCAGGCUCAGACCCCAACUUACGACCCUUCACAUUACGCCGCUGCCCACCGCUCGAGCUACGACGGCCACGUCGACGGCCAGGCUGCCGCUCCGUACCCGACUGCAACAUCCCCGGCUCCGUAUCCUACCACCACCUCGCAUAUACCCGUCGGCCCCAACUAUCAGCCCAGUGACCACCCUUCUUACUAUAACCGCCAGUCUCGCUCGGAUUCGCAAACGUCCCCCCGAACUUCGCCUCGGGUCCAGCCUCAAUCGCCCUCGUCGGGGCUGCAAAGGCAUCCGACGAAUGCGCCGCUUCCGCGACGACCGCUGGAGCCCCCACUGCCACCUAGCAGGUCCAUGGAGGACGUGCCAGAGGAACCGUUCUGGGACGAAGCCGGACGCCCGUUCCGUGCCGAGUACGGCAACGAACACCUGUCCACGGACAGCAUCAUGCAGGAAAUAGAGGACGAGCUGCGCCGGAGCAGUGGCACCAAUCAGGUGCAGUCGGAGCCAUCGCCGCAUGGCUCACAGGCAACAGCAGACGAGGUUGUGGACCAGCUCCGUCGACACGGCUCAGGAGCGCACGCCCACUCCCCGUCAGGGGCUCGCGUGUCUCCUGGCGCUCCCCGCCGUGCCUUCUACGAAGACUAUGAUGAUGACCCGGAGGGAACUGCUGGCGUGCUGGCCAUGCAGCAGGCCGAGCUGGACGACAGGCGCUUCAGUGGAAACACCCUAACAUACGGCAGUGACGCGCCUCCGCCGGCUGUCCCGCAACCUCAGCUGCAGUCGCACUCGGAGGAACAGCCAUACAGCUCUGGCUCUAGCGACUUUGGCGGUGCCGUCGACUUGGGCAUGCUGAGCGGAGGAUACGCCGGCAGCUUGACGUACGGGGCCGGCAUUGGAUCGCCGCCGGAGCAGACAACGCUGGCGGAAGGGGGUCGGCCGCUGCCGACCCCGAGCUACUAUAAUUCACUAGGUGACGGAUACGACAACGCGCAGGCAUACAGAGAUGCCGAGGUCGACUACGGAGACACUGGCGGGCUACAGGCUCCCACAGAGCAUCGCCUCAGCUUCGACGAGGGUAGGGAGGAGCGCGUGUCGGUCCAUUCUCGGCAGAGCGGUACCGAGUCUCCGAUCAAGGACGACUAUCAGGAUCUCUUCUACCACCCAGGCCUCACCAACAGGCCGCUGCCGCCGCUGCCACCCCAGGGGGUCGCUUCGGAUAGCAGCUCGAUGCUCUCGACUCACACCAGCAUGCGCUCCCAGCAUCCACAGCAGCAUCAGCAGCAUCAGCAGCAUCAGCACACGCUCAGCGCCGAAGUUCGCUACUACCAGGCCGAUAACCCAGAAGCGUACUACCAGACGGGGCAGCAAACGCUGCAGCCAGAGAGGUCGAUCUCGCUGUCUGGACACAGCAACACACCUCAAGUGCAAGCGCCCGCCAGGUCGAGAACCGAUGCCGCCGAAGAGCGUAAGAAGACGAGGAGCCAGCAGGGCCCCCCACAGCCAGGGGCUUUGCCGUUCAGCGACUACGAUUCUAACGCAGGCACUGUCGGGGGCGCCUUCGAUGGCAUCACUCUGCCGAGUGGCGGUCGUAGGAAGAAGUUCGUGCCGUCCAAGCUCACCACCUCUGACUUUCGCAGGUGUGCGGAGCCUUGGGCGCUCAGCAGCAUUGAGAAUUGGAUUCGCUUCAUGGGCGAGGGUGAGCCCGAUCUGAGGGAGAAGACCAUCGAGGAGGCCAUUACCAACCUCUUCACACACAAGGUCCCCACCAUGAACGUGGCGGACGCCGAGGUCCUCAGCACACAAAUCACCAAGCUCAUGCUCGCAUCCAAGGCGCUGCUCCCGGACGAGGAAUGGGUCAAGUUCGGAGACGGCCACAUCUCGGGUGUCCUCUGGCAGCUAACGGGCGCAGGCUGCUAUGCCCCCAAGUUGCACGAGGUCGAUAUCAUCGGCCGCUGCUACUCCCACCACUGCACGCGUACGCUCAAGAAGGUCGACCUGGACGACCUGCUACCGGAGGAUUCCAAGGGCGAGGCGUGGAAUGUAUUUUACAACCUCAAAAAGGAAGACUGGGAGUCGAAGCCCAAAAAGGAGGUUGAACGCCAGAACAUCCUACACGAGAUCGUCACUGGAGAGGACAACUACAUCAAGCAGCUGGACAUUUUCCGCACGCUGUAUCGUGACGACUUGCGGACUCCGCGCAACCCGCCGAUCAUUAAACCUGAGAAGCGGGAAAAGUUCUUGACCACCAUGUUCGGCAAGCUCGACACCGUACUGCGCAUCAAUCGCGAGUUUCUCUUUGCCCAGCUCAAAUACCGCCAGAAUGAGCAGGGCCCAUGGAUCGUCGGCUUCAGCGAUAUCUUCCGAGAGUGGAUCAGGAAGGCCAAGUCCGAUUACAUCGACUAUGCUGCAGGCUACCCGUGGGCCACGUACAUGGUGCGAAAGGAGGCUGAGAAGAACUUGCUGUUCAAGAAAUUUCUUGAGGACAAGCAGAAGCACAAGUCUUCCCUAAAGCAAGACUGGACGCAUUUCCUCAUCACCCCGCUACAGCGCCUGCAACGCUACAUCCUUUUGCUACAGAGCGUCGAGCACAAGAUGAUUGGUGACAGCGAGGAGAAGACCAACCUACAGAGGGCCAUCCAGGAGAUCCAAACGGUCACGCUCGAGUGCGACACCAAGGUUGCGGAAACGAACAAGAGGGUUCAGAUCCUGGAACUCCAAAAGUCGCUCGUCUUGCGGCAAUCCUUCCAGGCGGCCCUGAACCUGGACCACCUGGGCCGCGUCCUGAUCAUGCAGGGAGAGCUACAAAGAAUGGGAUCCAAGGGCAUGCGCUGGGUAGACACCCACGCACUGCUCUUCGACCAUUACCUUAUCCUGGCCAAGGUCGUCGUGUCCAAGGACGGCAAGACAAACAAGAGAUACGACGUCUCCAGAGAGCCCAUUCCGAUGCCGCUACUAUUCCUGGAAAGCAUGAACGACGAGCCUGUCACGAAGCAAAAGGGUAUCACAGCUCCCCUCGGCCGCGCCACGACCGCUUCGGCUUCCAGCACGGGCCUCAGCAAGGUUGCAACCAACGGCAGUGGACGGCCUGGGCUGGAGCAUACCGGCACGAGCUCUUCCAUGAAUUCCCUUGCGCAGACGUCGUCUAACAACGACGCCGAGGGCAAGGUGCUAUAUCCGUUCAAGAUCAAGCACCUAGGGCACGAGGUGUACACCCUGUAUGCGUCUUCUGCGCGCGACCGCCUAGACUGGUGCACGAACAUCAUCGAGGCCAAGACGAGGCACGCCAAGGCGCUCUUCUCGCAGAAUGCAGAGCCCUUCCGUCUUCGUGUCCUUGCCGACGCCUCUUUCCACUACGACGCCACCUCUGCGUACGCCAGGGCGUCUGGCGUACCGGUCAAGGGAACACCCCUCGACCGGGCUAUCCAGGACAUUGAAAAGGUAAUGGGGCCUGCUCACGGCACUCCUCCGGUGUGCCGAGCCCAAGUCAACUGCGCGACCGGGUUCUCUGCGUUUGGUAAACCCGCGAUAGCUAUUGGCACGGACUAUGGAGUCUUUGUCUCUGACCCCUCGGACCCUCGAGGCUGGCGUCGAACUGUCCCAAUCACACGAGUCACGCAGAUUGCCGUCCUCGAAGAAUUUUCUGUAUGCUUGAUCGUUGCCGACAAGUCACUCAUCUCCUACCCGUUGGAUACGAUCGCUCCCUUUUCCGACUUUGCGCCGCCAGUCAACGACAGCGCGCGCCGGGCGCCUCAGAGGUUGGCCAAGGACGUCACGUAUUUCGCGACAGCCCGGAUGAAGGACAGGAUGCUGGUGUUUUAUAAGCGCAAGGAAGGUCUUCACACGUCCUUCAAGGUCCUGGAGCCGAUCCUGCACAAGGGUGGGGAGAAGAAAUCCCGGCUGUUUGGCGGACGUAAGGCGGCCGCCGGGAGCACCGAUACGUUCCGCGACUUUGAUGAGUUUUAUCUGCCGACUGAGUGCUACUCGCUGAGCCUGUUCCAGACGUACAUUGCCGUGUCGACGGCCAAGGGCAUCGAGAUGCUCACACUGGACAAGAAGCAACCCAUGUCCAUCCCGGACAUCAAGGCGCCGUCGAUCGCCAACAUCGCGGGCCGCAUCCGCGACCAGCACCCGCUGGGUAUGUUCCGGCUCAACGAGAACGAGUUCAUCCUGACGUACGAGGACUGCGCCGUGUACGUGGACAAGCACGGCGACGUCAGCCGCGCGCUCAUCAUGGAGUACACGGGCAAGCAGAAGAAGGCGCGCGGGGCCACCAUGUACGGGCAAUACCUGAUUCUCUUCAACGACGACUACGUGGAGGUUCGCAACGCCGAGAACGGACGCCUGCGGCAGAUCAUCGCGGGGCGCGACGUGCGGGUCAUCGACUUUGGCAUCCGAGGGCCGACGGGCGGCAACGCGGUGCAGUCCCAGCAGCAGUACGGCCAGAACGGGCAGCUUCAGACGGCGGGCGAGACGUCCAAGGGUACGGUCAAGGUCGCCAUGUGCCAUCCAGAGCUUCCGGGCCGGCAGAUUGUGCUGGAGAUGCUUCUCAACGAUGGGCACGCCGAAUAGGACGGUCAACGGACGCCGUCACGACGACGACGCUGAACCACGACGACGAUGGCAACGACGAUGACUGAGAUGACAAAGCGAUGUUACAUACGUACAUAACAUACUUGGUGCACUCACCGACGACGGCGAGGCGUCGAAGAGGUGGGAAACGGCCUCUAGAGACGAUUACGACGACGACGAGGCGCGCCCUCCAAGCGCGCCACUUGCUUUCAUCCUUUCAUUGCCCGGAUUUCUCGCGAAGACGAGCGGGAUAUGCAGGGAUCAUCCAUGUAGUUCCCAUCGGGGGCGCAACAUGACUAUAUACCAUUUUUGACAUUUUCCAUGAAGACGCUCUCCUCCCCCUCCCCAUAUCCCGGAGCUGCUCGUUGUCUCUUUUCCGAUUUUCUCACUUGUUGACUUUUGCUUCUCCUCCUUUGAUGGCAUGUAUGGCGUUAGCGGAGGGGCGGCUGCUGUACGCACGCGGCGGCAAGCGGCGAGACGAAAGGUCCCAUGUAUCGCGGGGCUGGUGUCGCCGGCCGGAAAGGGAGGGCGUGUGACGGUUUUAGGGGGUUGUUGAGUCGAAGUGAAGUGAAGUGCAGUGGCCUUGACUUGAGGGCUAACCAUAGUCACCCCUUCUGGGUUUUGGCUGGAAGUUGGACAGAUCCCUGUGGCCUCCUUGGCUUGCUUGCCCAGCUACUACUACUAUUACAUAUCUUACUUACUUUGCACCUGAGUGGACUCCGUUUUUCGAUUGAUGAAUGCGCCCCUUCACAUACGCGGGCGCGGGCGCACACGCAUACACAC
Molecule: messenger RNA, 6684 nt
Organism: Purpureocillium takamizusanense
Lineage: Eukaryota; Fungi; Ascomycota; Sordariomycetes; Hypocreales; Ophiocordycipitaceae
Gene: TUS1
Product: Rho guanine nucleotide exchange factor
Exons: 3
Coding region: 583-5901 (1772 amino acids)
Molecular function (GO): guanyl-nucleotide exchange factor activity
Source: RefSeq, a predicted model, not a curated record